AUGGCGGCCUCACCCAAUCUUUUCUGCUCUCUGAUGAUCCUUCUACUCAUUUGGAUACCUAAUUCCUCCCAUGCAUCAGCAUCUUCCCAAGUGGAGCACUAUAUUAUAUUCAUGGAGUCAGCCGUCAUGCCGAAAGUCUUCCCCACUCCAUUCCACUGGCAUCUAGCCACUCUUUCCUCCCUGGGCGCUCAUGCUUCUGCCAAGCUAAUAUACAGCUACUCCCACGCCAUUGAUGGCUUCAGCUGUGCUCUCACCGUUGCGGAAUUCCAAGCCUUGCAGAAGUCUCCCGGCUAUGUCCACUCCAUCAAGGACCUGCCUGUGAAGUACGACACCACUCAUUCCCCCAAAUUCUUGGGGCUUGUCAGUACUCCUGGUCGCUCUGGCGCGUGGGAAGCAUCCAACUACGGCGAAGGCGUCAUCAUCGGGGUGGUCGACUCCGGGGUGUGGCCGGAAAGCCGGAGCUUCGACGACCACGGGAUGGAUCCGGUGCCACCCAGAUGGAAAGGAGAAUGCGAGACCGGCACCCAAUUCAACGCCUCCAGUUGCAACAACAAGCUCAUCGGGGCUCGUGUUUUUACCCGGGGCCGCGUCGCGAGAAACAUGACCAUCACGAUGAACUCCCCGCGCGACGAGGAAGGCCACGGGACCCACACCGCCAGCACCGCCGAGGGCAACUUCGUCGAAGGCGAGGAGGAGUCGUUCUUCGGCUACGCUCCGGGGACGGUCAAGGGAGUGGCUCCCAAGGCCCACGUGGCCAUGUACAAGGUGGACAACGGCUCCUUCACCUCCGACUACAUCGCGGCUAUCGAUUGGGCACUCCGCGACGGCGUGGACGUCCUGUCGCUGUCGCUGGGGUUCGACGACUGCGCCUUGUACGACGACGCCGUCGCGCUGGCCACCUUCGCGGCCGUGGAUAGGAACGUGUUCGUCGCCACCUCUGCCGGGAACAGAGGCCCGAUGCAUGGGAAGAUCCACAACGGGAUCCCGUGGGUGCUGACGGUAGCGGCUGGAACGAUCGGCCGCGAGCUCGGCGCUGAGGUGAAGCUCGCCGGCGGCGGCGCGUCGGUUUUCGGCCGGUCCAUUUACCUGGGAAGCUACUCCACCGCCGAAGCUCCGAUCGUGUUCCUGGCGGACUGCUCGAGCGCCACCGAGAUCCGCAGGCGCGGCGCGGGGAGGGUGGUGGUGUGCCACGUGGAUAAACACACGCCCGGCGACCCGUUUGCCAACCUGCAAAAGAACUCCGGCGUGAUCGUCGGGGCCAUCAUCAUCUCCCCCAGCAUCAUACCGGACGCGGCACUGUACUUCACCUUCCGGUGA
Linum tenue is the source of this 1317-nucleotide messenger RNA. Lineage: Eukaryota; Viridiplantae; Streptophyta; Magnoliopsida; Malpighiales; Linaceae. The record is from the annotation of a GenBank genome assembly.